AUGGCAAGCUUCGAGUGCAACAUUUGUUUGGAACAGGCCGUGGAGCCUGUGGUUACCCGUUGUGGUCAUUUGUUCUGCUGGGGAUGCCUUCACCAAUGGCUCAACUCAGCAGCAGCCAAUCAAGCCAGCCGGGUUGCACAACUCAAUCCCGGUAUGAGCGGCCAAGCGGCUGGAUCUGCUUGUCCCAUUUGCAAGGCCUCUGUUACCAUCCAGAACGUCAUUCCUGUAUACACUCGUGGGAGCCAGACGGAUCCGCGCAACUCGUAUCCCAACUUGCCAGCGCGGCCACCGGGUGAACGUCCUGAGCCAGAGCCGGCGUCGGUGCUGGCGCUGGAGGCGUUUCAACACGGCGGAACUCCAGAGUCCUAUGGGUUUACGGCUGGGCAGGGCUUCUAUCCUGUCAUCUUUGGACUCAACUGGCAAGGGGCAUCGCUGCUGGAAGCGCCCCCCUCUUCGAAGAGCUUUUCGCUAUCCCUCAUAGGCCUCUCGUUUCUGUACUUCCUGGUCCUGUGGAUACUGUAA
Symbiodinium natans is the source of this 522-nucleotide messenger RNA. The record is from the annotation of a GenBank genome assembly. NCBI's taxonomy places the organism in Eukaryota, Dinophyceae, Suessiales, Symbiodiniaceae.